ACAGAUGAAGAAAUUUAUGCAAAAGUUAAACCCAAAGGUAAAAAUGAUCGUGAUCGUGGAAAGGGAGUAAGUCCGUCCAUUACUUCCUUGUUUGGGUCGUUUAGUGAAGGAGAGAAAUUUCGCAAAGAGGCUGAAGAGGCAAAGAAGGAAGCUAAUGAGGCUAAAAAAGAAGCUCACGAAGCUAAGGCAAAAAAUAAAAUGCUCACUAAGGAGGUGAAAAUUUUCAAAAAAGAAGUAAGAAUUAUGAAGGGUGUUAUGGGGAAGUUUUUCAACCUUAUGGGAGGCGAUUUUUCAAAGUUAUUUUUGAAUGAGGUUGAAAAGGAGCAUAAAAAAGUCCAUGAUGAUGAUAGUAGUGAUGGUGAUGGUGAUGAUGAUGAUGAUGAUGAUGGUGGUGAUGAUGAUGACAAUGAUGAUGAUGAUGAUGAUGGUGACGAUGAUGAUCGUGAUGAUUGUGAUGAUAGUGAUGCUGAUGAUGAGGAAUGAACUUUCUUAAACAUUUAUUUUAGCUUGUAGACAUACUUUGUCCCAUCUUAAUGUUUUUAGUAGUUGCUAAAUUAACUCUAGCUAGCUAGUUUCUUUUUUUCUUAAGUUGUGGAGGUGCAGAUGAGAUUGAACAAAUUAAACAAUGUACUGGUGCAGUUACUCUUUAAGUAAUUAAUUUAAGCUAAAUUUUGACUUUCUAUAUUA
Cuscuta europaea is the source of this 687-nucleotide messenger RNA. The record is from the annotation of a GenBank genome assembly. Lineage: Eukaryota; Viridiplantae; Streptophyta; Magnoliopsida; Solanales; Convolvulaceae.